AUGGUUUUCAACCAUAUCCAAGACCCCCGAACUCUCCAAGAUAUUCUCAAGGGAAUUCACAAGGUUUUCAAUGUGGAGGCAGUUCCUACCAACAGAACCAAGGACGAUUUCAACCAAGAAAUCCCUACAAUGGUGGCAGAGGCCGUGGAUUCAAUGGCCAGCGCAGUGGACGCUCCCAAGCUGGUCGCUUUCAGCCAGGACGAAACUAUCAAGGCAGAGGCCAACCACAGCAACAACAGAGACAAAACUACUACUCUGAGUCGCACUACAAUCAAGAAGCUGAUGUUGGAGGCCAAUUUCUGGCUGUAUAGCUCUCCUAUGUUAGAAGUAAGCGAUCCACUGCCGCCUGCAAUCUACCUGUUCAAUUGA
Messenger RNA from Cylindrotheca closterium, 369 nucleotides. The record is from the annotation of a GenBank genome assembly. Lineage: Eukaryota; Bacillariophyta; Bacillariophyceae; Bacillariales; Bacillariaceae.